GGUUUUUUGACAAAUGACAAAAUGUUUUUUUUGCAUUGAUGCGUUCAUUUUACAAUUUUCAUAAUCUAAAAUGAUAUAGCGUAGAUUUUAUGUAAUCAAUUGUAAUUUACUGUCGUAUUAUUAAACAGGCAUAAGAUAAUAAUAUAAAACGCAACUUUAACUUUUACUGAUUACUGCAAAAUGGACCGUGAAGACGGUGAAAUGAGUGAUGAUGAGCCCAUGGCUAUUGAUGAUGAUAAAAAGACUAUAACCGUGCCAGAUACGGAACUAACAGUGCUUUAUAAAGCAGAGAAGGAAGGAAUUAUUGCUCAAACACUUGGGAAAGUAGAUGCGGCCAAGUUAGAUGAGAGAGCUAAAAGGUUUGGUCUGAAUCUCAGUGGCAAUAGAGUUGUGACCCAGAAGCAAAUAGAUGAGCUGUAUGUAAACUUCGGCAUUGAAAGUGGAAAUGAAAGGCACUUCCGUUUUGACACUCUGCAUUUAAGUGGUGUGGAUGGUCUCACAACUAAAGAAAUCUUUGAAUACUUAGAAGACUACAAACCAGUUUCUCUGGAAUGGAUUGAUGGGAUAUCUUGUAAUGUGGUUUGCCAAGAUCACAUAUCUGUUGCUCUGGCCCUAUUGGUUCACUCACGGGAGAUCAGCAAUGUUGAGGUAAAGGAAAUGAUAUCUCAAAAAUCUAGUUACCAUUGGAGAGAAGGUAUGCCACAUGAGAAAAAGGAUUUCAUACUUAUGAGGUUUGCUACAAAGAGUGAUAAGAAGGAUACUUCUACUAAAGUUAAACCAGACUCUUCCCGGGAACCAAAAAACUAUGACCAGAGUAUGGAUCCCAUAGGCAAAAAUCCUUGGGGAGACUUAUGCCAAUCCUGGGGGGUGUAUGACCACCAAGAAAUUUUAAGUCGCAAAUUACCAGCUGAUGAUGAAGAUGAAUUUGAGAAACCUAGUAAACCAGUACAAAUUAAAAAUAGUAAUUUAGCUAAACGGCUUGGUAAGAGAGCCUGUAAAUCUGAGGACAGUGACAGUGAUAGCUCUGACACUGAGUGGACUAAGAGACAGAAGGUACCCAGGAUGCGGAUGCAUGCUGAUGAUGAAGAAACUAAAUCAAAAAAGAAGAAGAGACCAAUAUCACCAGAAUGUGUGGUGAAGCAAGAAUCAUUUGCUCCAUUAUCCAUUGAAGUGGCCAACACUGAUUCUUACUAUUCUCAGAAGGAAAUAACAAUAUUAUCUGAGAAAUUUAAAAAACACGAAAAAAGAAAUUCAAGUAAAGCAAAAGAUGGAGUUCACUCUCGACUUGGUGCCAGGGUGGCUGAUGCUGACGAAGGAUGGUCCAGUGAUGGCUCCUCAGGGUCAGAUCACAAUGUGAUGAGCAGAGUACAAAAGAUUAACAAAAACAGUAAUUCUAAUGUGUGGAUGAGGUUGGACAACAAAAGUGAAGAUAAAAAUCAAAAUGACUUAAGACAAAUGCUGAAAUCAAAGAAGUCCAUACAACCAAAUCGAAAAAAUCCAUCAAGUGAUUUAAGAGAAAGAAUUAAAUCAAAGGAAGGGAUUUCCUUACGAGUUGAAAUAGAUAAUGAGUAUCAUCAUAAUAGAAGUGACUAGCUAAUUGUAUUUUAUAAGUUUACACUGCCUUUUGUGUUAAACUAAGAUUAAAUGAACUUUAUAUUUUAAAUCAAUAAAACCAUUUCUUUUACAACUA
This is a messenger RNA of Plutella xylostella (diamondback moth), 1690 nucleotides long. RefSeq lists its product as uncharacterized. Gene Ontology annotation, molecular function: RNA 7-methylguanosine cap binding; mRNA binding. Lineage: Eukaryota; Metazoa; Arthropoda; Insecta; Lepidoptera; Plutellidae. Gene Ontology annotation, cellular component: nucleus. The record is from RefSeq and is a predicted model, not a curated record.